CAGAGGACUUUCCUCCGGUCCUCUGGUUCUCCUCCCCCAUCACUCACCGUUACCAUGGCUCGCUCAAGUAUUACCUUUCUCGUCGUCAUCUUCAGCAUAAUCGGGCCCAUCCUCGACGACGCGUUCGCCGCUUCGGCUUCCGAGGACCUCCAGGCCUCCGAUCUUCACCGGCAGCCGAUGAUCCUCCCGCUCUAUCUCUCCUCCCCUAAAUCGUCGUUCCACCGGCGAGAUUUCGAGGGCCGCCGUCUUCAGAAAUCGGACCCCCCUCGUACUCGUACUUCCAACGCUCGCAUGAGGCUCUACGACGACCUCCUCUCCAACGGCUACUAUACGACGCGGCUAUGGAUUGGGACGCCGCCUCAGCAAUUCGCUCUAAUUGUUGAUACAGGAAGCACUGUGACUUACGUGCCCUGUGCUGAUUGUGAACAGUGUGGUAACCAUCAGGAUCCUAGGUUCCAACCGAAUUCAUCUAGCACCUAUGAACCUGUAAAGUGCAAUAUGAAUUGUAAUUGUGAUAGCAAAGGGGUUCAGUGCAUUUAUGAGCGGCGAUAUGCUGAGCUGAGCUCAAGUAGUGGUGUGCUUGGUGAGGACGUCGUUUCUUUUGGCAGUGAAAGUCCACUUUCACCACAGCGUGCAGUUUUUGGUUGUGAAACUAUGGAAACAGGCGAUUUAUAUAGCCAACGUGCUGAUGGCAUAAUGGGUUUGGGUCGCGGACGGCUUAGUGUGAUGGAUCAACUUGUUGACAAGGGUGUUAUUGGUGACUCAUUCUCAUUAUGUUAUGGUGGGAUGGGUGUUGGUGGGGGUGCUAUGAUUCUUGGUGGUAUCUCUUCUCCACCUGGUAUGGUAUUUGCCCAUUCAGACCCUUAUCGCAGUCCAUACUACAAUAUCGAUCUGAAGGAGAUACAUGUGGCUGGCAAGCCAUUGAAGUUAAGCCCGAAGGUCUUUGAUAGAAAGCAUGGAACUGUCUUGGAUAGUGGAACGACAUAUGCUUAUCUCCCAGAGGAAGCAUUUCAUGCAUUUAAGGAUGCUAUUAUGAGGGAAUUACAUUCCUUAAAACAAAUCCACGGUCCUGACCCAAAUUAUAAGGAUAUUUGUUUUUCGGGUGCUGGAAGGGAUGUCACCCAAAUAUCAACAUUUUUUCCGAAAGUUGAUAUGGUGUUUGGCAACGGGCAAAAGUUGUUACUUUCUCCAGAAAACUACUUGUUUCGGCAUACAAAGGUUAGUGGUGCAUAUUGCUUGGGAAUAUUUAAAAAUGCUGAUGCAACUACUCUUUUGGGAGGAAUUGUUGUCCGCAAUACCCUUGUGACUUAUGAUCGAGAAAAUGAUAAGAUUGGUUUUUGGAAAACUAAUUGUUCUGAACUUUGGAUGAGAUUGAACUAUCUUAGUCCUCCUCCAGGUCCUCCCUUAGUUUUUGAUAGCUUGAAUAGAAGCACAGAAAUUCCCCCUAGCGAGGCUCCUGAGGGAUCACCUCAGACCGUUUCUCCAGGUGAAUUUCAGAUAGGACUAAUAACGUUUGAUAUGAUGCUUGGCAUCAAUAAAUCUGUGAAACUUAAUUUCACAGAACUUACGGAGUUCAUUGCCCACGAAUUGGAAGUUAAAGUUUCGCAGGUUCACUUGAUGAACUCAAAAGUUAAAGGAAACUAUUCCAUUAUUAGAUGGACCAUCUUCCCUGCUGAGUCUGCCGACUACUUUUCGAAUACAACAGCAAUGAACAUUAUUUUGCGCUUAAAGGAACAUCAUUUGCAGCUUCCUGAGAAAUUCGGUAGUUACCAACUCGUUGAAUUAAAAGUCGAGCCUCAAAGGAAACAGUCAUGGUGGAAGCAACAUGUAUGGAUGGUGGUUGUUGGAGUCGCAGCUACCUUAUUUUUUGUACUAUUGGCAUUGGGAACGUGGUUAUUUUGGAGACACAGAAGGCAAGUGGUGGGUUCUUACGAGCCUGUUGGAGCCGCUGUUCAAGAAUCUGUCGGUGCCGUUGUACCUGAGCAAGAGCUUCAGCCACUUCAUAACAAAAUCUUUAUCCAGGAAUGAUCGAUUUUGUAUAGUGUAAUUUAAUAUAGUGAGGAAAUCCUUCUAUAGACAGCUUAAGAAGUUUAUUUCCAAUACUGGUGACUCGAUUCUGAUCAUACGAGAUGAAAUCUGCAAUCCCUCCUGUUGUAUAACGAAAUUAAAGAAAUAUAUAAUAUAUAAAGGAAUUAAAUUCA
This is a messenger RNA of Morus notabilis, 2201 nucleotides long. Its product is annotated as aspartic proteinase CDR1. The record is from RefSeq and is a predicted model, not a curated record. Lineage: Eukaryota; Viridiplantae; Streptophyta; Magnoliopsida; Rosales; Moraceae. The transcript is spliced from 12 exons. Gene Ontology annotation, biological process: proteolysis. The coding region runs from base 55 to 2028 and encodes 657 amino acids. Gene Ontology annotation, molecular function: aspartic-type endopeptidase activity.